Clonostachys byssicola is the source of this 1050-nucleotide messenger RNA. The record is from the annotation of a GenBank genome assembly. NCBI's taxonomy places the organism in Eukaryota, Fungi, Ascomycota, Sordariomycetes, Hypocreales, Bionectriaceae.
AUGGACACUUCCGAGGCUGUGACCGGCGGGUCUAAGCAGCUCGAGCUGAGUCUCGUCGCUUGGAUCUUCACGAGCUUUGCUAUUGUGACCGUCUUUGGUAAAAUAUAUACGACGACAUUUGUGCUUCGGCGGCCUGGCUGGGAUGAUUUGAUGAUUUUCUUGUCACUGCUGGCCAGUAUUGUCGCCUCAGGUCUCAUCCAAGCAUCUGUCGAUCUGGGUUUAGGAAAGCACACGGCAGAAGUAAAGGCUCAACCAGGGGGUUCAGCUGGAAUGGUGAUGACGAAGAAGCUUCAAGUCCUUGGGUAUCCAUUCAAUAUCUUGGCCUAUAGUCUUCCGAAUGUCGCUAUCUUGAUCCUCAUCGAACGAAUAGUCGGAUAUACCGAAACCGUGUCUCGGGCAUUCUUACGAGGGGUGGUGGUUGCCCAACUUAUCCUCGCCUUUGUUUCGGUUAUCGUCAUUUUCGUCCAGUGCCAGCCAACGGCAUAUUCGUGGGACCAGACGAUCGAAGGGGGUAAAUGCUGGGACCCGAACGUGUUCAACUACACCUCCUAUGUUGUCAGCGCAGUUACCGCCUUUACCGACCUAGUGCUCGCGGUGGUUCCUAUCUCCGCGUUCUGGAGGCUCCAGAUAAAACUUCACCAAAAGAUUGAGAUGGCUGUCAUGCUUGGGCUCACUCUCAUCUCUGCCAUCUUCACAGUCGUCAAGGCAACAUAUCUGCCUUUGUUCAAUGACCGAAUUGAUCCACUGUACAAUGUUGUGAUCUUGGUUGUCUGGGGUCUUAUCGAGCAAAAUGUCGUCAUUAUGGCGGCGAGCAUUCCAACUCUUCGACCGUUAUUCCGCCAUAUAAGGAAGAAGGGACCUUUCACGACCCCUACAAGCUAUAUCCGGAGCGGGAAUAAUACGAAGGAGCGAAGAACGUCGGUGUCGGAGCUGCCACUGGAACAGAUGAAGGUCAAUGUGGCUCGGGGAAGUAGGAGAAGCUUUGAAAUGCACAACUCUUCAGAGGAGCUUCACGAGGAGGAGCGACCACAGGCCGCGACACGUUGGUAA